Messenger RNA from Pecten maximus, 2420 nucleotides. RefSeq lists its product as uncharacterized. The transcript has 7 exons. Bases 154 to 1023 code for a protein of 289 amino acids. Lineage: Eukaryota; Metazoa; Mollusca; Bivalvia; Pectinida; Pectinidae. The record is from RefSeq and is a predicted model, not a curated record.
CUGUAAUCUCGUGCAACGUGUGGCGAAGGCUGUCCCGCAGUAGACUUGCUGGUGACGCUCUCUAGUGUGUGGAGUUCAAAACAGUUUGGAAUUUUAUCAAAAACAUAUUGGGAUUAUGACACUUUUCAAAAAUCUUUUUUGAGGGAUAAUGAUAUGGCAAUGGAUGGAUCUACAACUAAUAUCCGGACCCGUGCCCGGUUUGUGGGAUCCGGACAUUCAGCACUAAUCGUCGUUAUUUUUAUGUUUAUGUUCUGUGCGGUGGAAGGACUGUGUCCGAGUAAACUAAAGAUGCGUUCCUUCUCAUGUUUCGGUGACUACAACACCCAGUUCCUCAACAUGCAGAAAAGUCAGCGGACGUUGUUCUCGGGUGUUGAUGUGGAGCUACUCCGGGCAUUCUGCAGUGCUUAUAUGUCCGCCAUGUCAUGUAUCAAUGAGCUGAGAAUGGAAUGCGGGAAGGACCACCAUCAGGUGAUCGACGGACCCCUUAUCAACCUGAAUGGUGCCACGGAAGAAUUGUCCUUCAUGUGCCAAAAUGAUGACAUCUACGAAGUGUACGCCCGCCAUAUGAGCUGCUAUAUGUCACACGGAAGUUAUUCUGAGCGUUGCUUUAAUGACGUCAUGAAUACUACGAGUCGUUUUCUAAAGAGAGUGAAUUGGAAAUCUUUGGAUGACUUAUGCAGGGACCUGAGUCAUGUGCUACAGUGUAUCAAGGGCAACAUUGGCCGGAGCUGUGGUCAAGAGGCGGCCAGUCUGAUGGACGUGCUGGCCAAACCGAUGGUCCGGAGUAGCACGAUGUGCGACAAACACGUGUUUUCAACAAAGGAUUAUUCGGAAACGUAUCAGAAGACUACAUUCACUCCACCGGAAGGCACAAAUCGUCGUGUGAUAUCAAUCCGCGAGAGUGAUCCGUAUAAUGCCGGAAGUCGGACUACAUUGUACCCACUUUCUCUGAUAAUCUGUGUUGUGAUUAGUUGGAAUAUCAUUAGGUCAAAACAUAUAUUUUAUAGUGAACGGAGAAUUUGACCUUAAUGUGAUGGAUUUAUGCUACCGGGCUUUCAAAGUUAUUUAUUAUUGCAUAGAGUGACUCCAGUUAGUAUCAUUAUUUAUUAUUUAUCACUGUCACUAGGACCUCAGAAACGGACACACUACUGAAACCACGUGACUUUAAUGUAAAGUCACUCUGACAGUUUGACACCAGAAGUGUUCCAACGACUAAUGGUCAGCAACAUGGAUUGUGUUUUAAAAUGGAUCAAUGUCCGAAGCUGACACAAAAAGUUGACGGAAAUAUAGAUGGACAUUUUACCCUCGGGGCAAAUUCACGGUGUUGAUGGUGUUGAUGGUUCAAGGUGAAUUGGCUCUGCAAAAAAAGUGAAGAUGUUCCGAACGUUCAAUCACCGACGAGAAAAAAAAUGUUUACAACUUAAUGUACACCCUGCAUGGAGUUAGAAACGAGAAUGAUAUUCUGACAGAACUUCUGUAUUUACAAUGGGUGUUUACGAUGAUAUACGGUCAUGACACGGGCUGUGUAUUAUGGGGUGUUUAGGUUGUGUGCUAUCUGCAAAGUAGGAAGAAUGUCCCGGAAGGAUUUACGCCGAUGACUCCUGCCGACAUGGAGGGUUUCCAGCAUGACAUCAUAGUGUAGUUCUGUCUGCAAGAGAAUAACAUGACGUCACAUCCGGUGAUAGCUACUCUUUCGCACAACGCUGAGAUACAAAUAAGUACCGAGCACACUUCGGAGGACAACAACAUUCCAAUCUAUUCGACAAUAUAAAAUCCAUAUGAUACUGAUAUAGACAGCAUGAUUAUAUGUGGUGCAGACACUGAAAACUUUCUACGCUACUAAAUAUAAUCAUUAGCAUGUAUACAUCUGCGCCUGAUCAUCUACGUUAUUGAUAUAAGUGUUCUACGUCAAUGAUAUUAGUGUUCUUCGCCAAUCAUAACAGUGCUCUACGUCAUAUAUCGUAUUCAAAUGCUUUGUCACAAAUGUUUAGCAAUAUAUGUACGUUUGAAGGGACUAAACCAGAGAUUCAUGAAAACAAUACCAAUGGAUAACUUACAAAGAUGUUGUGUAUAGAUUAUCACGCAAGUAAAAGCUCCUAUUUUUAAAAAAAAAAUUAAAUUGGUCCCUUUUUAACUCGACUUGUCCAUGUUUAUUGUUUACGCUUAAGAUGAAACAGGUAUACUGUAGUAAUAGAAAUGAACAAUAUCUACCAUGUACACAUCAUUGACCAUGUUCUGGCAUAUAUACAGACUUGUAAUGAUUUAACAGUUUCACAGCGCUGACCACAGGUACUUUCUGUUCGAAAUUAUACUAUACAAUGUACCUAGAAAAAUAUUGUUACUAACUUGUUUUUAAUAUUCGAGUAUAUUGUCUUUUGUUGGGGAAUGGUUUUAAUAAUCAAUAAAAUGUCUUAUCUUUA